This is a messenger RNA of Gadus chalcogrammus (walleye pollock), 826 nucleotides long. RefSeq names its product RUN and SH3 domain containing 1 (gene rusc1). Gene Ontology annotation, cellular component: cytoplasmic vesicle. The coding region runs from base 68 to 826 and encodes 252 amino acids. NCBI's taxonomy places the organism in Eukaryota, Metazoa, Chordata, Actinopteri, Gadiformes, Gadidae. The transcript has 7 exons. The record is from RefSeq and is a predicted model, not a curated record.
GCCAAGAGCGUCCACGGUCCACAGUGUCUCGUUCGCUGGCUCUACCCAGAGUGACUGCUCCUCUUGGAUGGGGGAAGAUGUCAAGAUCCCGGUGAGAGGUUUUGGCCUUCCUUCCGUCUUACUGCAGGAGAAGAAAGCUCUUGUCAGUGCGGUGAGCGUGGCAGUGGAAGCCAUCUUGGCCCAGUUCAGCUCCUCUAGGACUGUGGUUCAGAAGGCUCUCUCGGGAGACAGCAGUGUCAACCCAACCCUCGGCCGUCUGGUGCUGCAGUGCCUCUGCCCGGCCUUGCACGGCCUUCUGUCGGAUGGCCUCAAGCCCCAUCAAUGUGAUGUGAUUGCAGGCAGGAGGCCAAACUCAGCCUGGGGAUUGGUCCAGGCCUCAACAAAGCCAGGCCCCAACACCCAGACCGUGUUCAACCUCCAGGUCAGAGUUGGAGAGCUUCCCCAGCUGAAACAGAGCAAACAGCGAUUCAACGCCUUCCUCUUCGGCCUGCUGAAUACCAAGCUUCUUGAUUUCUGGCUGUCUCACCUCCAGUCUUGCGAUGAUGUGCUGGAGACGUUCUACCAGCCCUCCUCCUUCAUGCGGCUGUCCUCCGUGGCGGGCCAGACGCUGUACGAAGAGCUGCUCCUGCUGCUGCAGCCGCUCAGCCUCCUGACCUUCAACCUCGACCUUCUCUUCCAGCAUCACCACUUGGAGCCGGCCAACCACAGCCCUCAGCUCUCCAGCCUGCCCGCUCAGGAUGCGGGGGGGCUUCAGGCUCUCCCCCCAGGGGCUCCUGUCCAAGGGGGACCGGGCCAGCAGCAGCUCCAGCAGCAGCAAUCAUCUUGA